Sclerotinia trifoliorum is the source of this 1643-nucleotide messenger RNA. The record is from the annotation of a GenBank genome assembly. NCBI's taxonomy places the organism in Eukaryota, Fungi, Ascomycota, Leotiomycetes, Helotiales, Sclerotiniaceae.
AAGUUUCUACCUUUAAGAAAAUAUUAGUACGAGAAAGUCCUACAGAAAUAACAUCAUACAAUUCAAUACUCAAAAAUGGCAAGAAGACGAACUAAGAAGCGCACUCAUGUCGGUGCCAACAAUGGACCAGCUGGAGCAAAGUCAGCUCCUGCUAGUCAGGCUUCACGAUCCCCGAAAAGUAUGGUGAUUCGAGCUGGAGCUGGAGAAGUUGGACCAAGUGUUAGUCAAUUGGUGAGGGAUGUUCGACGGAUGAUGGAACCAGAUACGGCAUCGAGAUUGAAGGAGAGAAGAGCAAACAGAUUGAGAGAUUAUCUUACAAUGGCAGGUCCUUUGGGUGUCAGUCAUCUCAUGUUGUUCUCAAGGUCAGAGGCUGGAAAUACAAACAUGCGACUUGCUCUUACCCCAAGAGGUCCAACAUUACAUUUCAAUGUAGAGAAAUAUUCUUUAUGUAAGGAUGUGAGAAAAGCAUUAAAACAUCCCAAGGGUGGUGGAAAAGAAUACACCACUCCUCCAUUGGUACGUUCACAACAUCAAUCAUCUGGGCCUGCAACUGAUCUUUUUAGCUCGUUAUGAAUAAUUUCAUAUCUCCUGCAUCAGAAUCGAGUUCAGACAAAAAGAUACCCAGACACCUCGAAUCGCUUACAACCACCAUCUUUCAAUCUCUCUUCCCACCAAUCUCUCCUAAUAUUACACCUUUAACAUCCAUCCGCAGAGUUAUGCUUCUCAAUCGAGAACCCACCAAAGGUGAAGAUGAUGGCACCUAUACCAUCAACCUUCGUCACUAUGCAAUCACAACUAAGCAAAUAGGUCUUUCAAGACCAUUAAGGCGAUUGAACGCUGCCGAGAAAUAUCUACAAUCGAAAAAUCCAAGGAAAGGUUUGCCAAAUCUUGGAAAGUUAGAAGAUAUUGCCGACUAUAUGGUUGGAGAAGACGGUGCUGGAUAUAUGACGGAUGCUACAAGUGGAAGUGAGGUUGACACCGAUGCGGAAGUCGAGGUAGUUGAGACACGCACUCGUAAGAUACUCAAUAAACGUCAAAAGGAAAAGACUCGUGAUGGACAAGCCAAGGGUGUCAAAAGUGGCGCUGAAAAACGGGCCAUCAAAUUAGUGGAAUUAGGACCAAGGAUGAAGUUAAGAAUGACAAAGGUCGAAGAAGGCGUAUGUGAUGGAAAGAUUAUGUGGCACGAAUAUAUUCAUAAAUCCAAGGAAGAAGUCAAAGAAAUGGACAAAGUCUGGGAGAAGAGAAGGCAAGAAAAGGCAUUACGCAAGAAGAUACAAAAAGAGAAUGUUGAAAGAAAGAAGAAGGCUAAAGCUGGUAAUAAGAAGGGUGGCGAGGAUGAUGACGAAGAUGAUGAUGAGAUGGAUGUAGAUGAAUGGGAUAGUGAAGGUCUAGAAGGAGAUGGAGAGAUGGAGCUGAAUGAGGAGAUGGAGGAGAAAGGAGAAUGGGAAGACCAGGAAGAGGAGAUUGCUGCUGGUUGAGUAUAAGUUGUACUCACACAGUUUUUAUAUCUCGCUGUAUAAAAAUUUUCGGCGUAUUGAAAGGUCCCGUGGGUGUUCUUCCAAAAUGAUAUCUAAUUUAAAGCAUGUCCUUCGAUAUCUUGAAUCUUCUUUGAUUUUCCAUCUAUGCAUAGGCACACAACGGAA